CAGCAUCGUCGCGUGCGCACGUCACGUGGACGACUUGCUCCGAACUUUGCCGAUUAUUUUACGAAGUUUGUGAAUUAUAUCAGUUGACGUUUUCUUGUGCUUUUCGGAUUCUGUGAACUUUUGACUGUCACCGUCGCCCCCAAGAUGGUCCACAUUAAGUUAGCGCUGGUACCAGCGCUGGUGUUGCUGUCACUGGCUGCAGCCACCCCCCGCAAAACGUACAAGCGCGAAGCGCCCCUGAGCUCGUCAUACCUGCCUCCCUCGCGAGGUGGUGGCGGCCACGGGGGCGGUGGACACGGCGGCGGUGGACAUGGAGGCCAUGGAGGUGGCAGACCUUCAUCGUCAUACGGUGCUCCCAGGCCUUCCAGCAGUUAUGGACCUCCUAAACCUAGCUACGGACCACCGAAACCCUCGAGCAGCUACGGACCCCCACCAUCAUCAAGCUACGGACCCCCAUCCCAAAGCUACGGACCUCCUCCAUCCAAACCUUCCAGCUCCUACGGACCUCCACCCUCUAAGCCAUCGAGUUCCUACGGCCCACCUCCAUCCAAACCCUCAAGCUCUUAUGGAGCCCCAGCAAGACCUCCAGCGACAAGCUACGGAGUACCAACUGGACCUUCUACAACAUAUGGCGCUCCUAAACCAUCCAAACCCUCGAGCUCAUAUGGCGCUCCCUCCAGCUCAUACGGAGCACCCUCACCACCGUCCAGCUCGUACGGCGCCCCGUCUCCUCCUUCAAGUUCAUACGGUGCUCCCUCAUCUGCCCCGUCAAGCUCAUACGGUGCUCCUUCUCCUCCUUCCAGCUCCUACGGCGCACCUUCUUCCGCCCCCUCUAGCUCAUACGGUGCACCAUCUCCACCUUCCAGCUCCUACGGUGCCCCAGCCUCUCCUCCUUCUAGUUCUUAUGGCGCCCCUGCGUCUCCUCCGUCCUCGUCUUACGGUGCCCCAGCGUCUCCUCCAUCCUCAUCGUACGGUGCUCCCGCGGCCGCUCCAUCCUCAUCUUAUGGUGCUCCCCCCUCCUCGUCCUAUGGUGCUCCAGCAUCUCCCCCGUCAUCUUCCUACGGAGCUCCCUCAUCUGGUGGUAGCAGCGGAGGCUUCAGCAGCAGCGGUUUUGGGAGCAGUGGUUUUGGAAGCAGCGGUUUUGGAGGCAGCAGUUUCGGCUCUAGUGCGCCCUCGUCAAGCUAUGGAGCUCCAUCCAGUUCUUACGGAGCACCCGCAGCACCUUCAAGCAGUUAUGGUGCUCCUAGCAGCGGUGGCGGCGGCGGCCAUGGCUCAAGCGGUGGCUACUCCUCUGGCGGAUCCGGUGGAUACUCCUCGGGCGGUUCCGGUGGUUAUUCGUCAGGAGGAUCUGGUUUCGGGGGUGGCCACUCUAGCGGCGGUUCUGGCGGCCAUGGUGGUAGUUCAGGAGGUUACUCAUCCGGCGGAGGUGGUGGAUACUCCUCUGGAGGAAGCGGUGGAUACCCGUCAGCUGGUGGCUCUGGAGGAUACUCCUCAGGAGGUGGAUAUUCAUCUGGGGGCUCAUCUGGUUUUGGAGGCGGUCACUCAUCAGGAGGUGGUGGAGUGCCGGCUACCAUCAGCCAGAGCUACGACUCCAACGGUGGCUACGUGUACUAGAGCCUGCAGGCUGCUGCUCCCCUAGUACUCGUAUACAAUAGUCAAUAGUUAAGUUAUCACACAUCAGUAUUGAUGACGUUGCGAAUGUCACAAAUUAGGCUUAUAUGUAAUCAGCAUGUAGGCUUUGAAUAAAACCCUGUAUGUAUUAGAUAUUACAAAAUGGCGAAUUUGAUGGAAUGUGUAAAGCUCUCUGUAGAGCGUGGAAGGCUAUAGUACUGGACAGGACAGACACUAACUAACUAAUCUUUGAAGUCAAGAAGAACAAUACACGUUAGUAAGAUGGAACAUAUUCUGUCUAAUCUCAAAAUUGUGAUCUAAAAUCGGAGGACGAAGUAUUACGUACUCGUGUAGUGGUGCUUACCGAGUAAGCGACGCUUCAAGUAUUAACAUUAACUUAAUUUGUAAUUAAUGUAAUGAAAUUGUACAAAAAUUUAGUUUUAAGCUCUCA
Messenger RNA from Spodoptera litura, 2062 nucleotides. RefSeq names its product Mucin 91C (gene Muc91C). Gene Ontology annotation, molecular function: transcription coactivator activity. Gene Ontology annotation, cellular component: RNA polymerase II transcription regulator complex. The record is from RefSeq and is a predicted model, not a curated record. Gene Ontology annotation, biological process: positive regulation of transcription by RNA polymerase II. NCBI's taxonomy places the organism in Eukaryota, Metazoa, Arthropoda, Insecta, Lepidoptera, Noctuidae.